CGUCAAGUAAAGGGAGUUUUUGUCGUUGGUAGAAGGUAGAAGUACGUACAACCCCCCGUCGUGCAGCUUGAAAUGACUUUUUCUUCGUUCUUCCGGCUCCGACAGUACUAGCGUACUUGGCGCAUCAUGAACGGUCUCACUAGUAGUUGCGCAACAUUGUUGAUUUUAUUCUCAGUUUCCCUCCCGGCUGUUUCGUAGCAUCACCACCGUUUGUUGCCGCGGCAGAAGGGUAGCGUCGCAAAAGUCGCUACGCGGCAAUAUCGUUCGGGCAAACAACCGAGAAGUCGUCAACAAAAUAAGUGUAGUUUUUUUUUCGCGUGUAGAAGGACACUACAGAAGUGGGAAUUUGUGGUAAGAACAAGCCAUGACGGAUCGGUACUAUCCGAAGGGCUUCGUGCCCAAUGUGGGCAACAACCCGCAGGGCACGCUUGAGUCGACCUACAAUGAGAUGAACGAGUGCAAGACCCACCCGCGCAGCCGAUUUCCGCCGGGCUACAGCGGUCACGAGCACGGCGCCAAGCAAAAGUUCGGCUACUCGAUCCCCGCACCAAAUGCCUUGCCGAAGGAACGUAAGCUUUCGUUCUUUUGUUAAUGAGAAGAUGGUCGUGUUUUCUUUUCAGUAGGGCAGAACUACGUGUACGCAUCAUCUAUUGGCAUGCGUCAUUCAGUUCAGCUAGAACCAGAAGGACAUUUUUGUGGGUCGACGACCGAGCGAAACCUGCUCAAGCAGGAGUCUGAUUUUGUUCAUGAAAAAAAAACAGCCAUCAAUCCGGAGGAUCCACUCGUGAACUACCGUGUGGGCAAGCACGUCACGUACGAACCCCUGCCAAACAGGAAAUUGAUUCUCAACGAGGCGCCACCACCACCGCCAAAGGCGGUCCUGAACUACCGGGGGGUCGAGGCACAGGCGGAAUCGCUCACCGCAGAGGACGAAAAAAUGUGGUAUAUAUAAAUGCGUUUGCAGCUGCACCUAUGAUUUGAAUUUCGGGUAAGCAUGCAGCAUGGUGAAAUCUCCAUGAGUUGUUGUGUCUUUUGCGUCUUAUUUGGAGGUCUCUUAUGUCUGUGACUCAUCUUCAGAGUGAAGCAAUCACCACGACUUGUUUUCUCAAGAGUCAAGACAACAUCGAUUUAUAAUAUCAACCUUCAGCACCUUCACUCCGCAAACAUCGGCGUACCUGAACUCGGUACACGGGAACGUGGGAUCGGCGAUAGAAAAGGAAAAGCCCUACACCCCGGCAAUCUACGGCGAGGGAACUGGGUUCAACUCCGCGUCCAGCUACGUGUCCUGGUUGCCCCCGGGCGAAAUCGAGGGCAGCAGCACCACCAAGGACGCCUACCCCCCGCCGGCCACCCGGUUCACGCCCAAAGGACUGGACUGCCUGCAGUACACCCUCAACAUGCAGAAGGCGUGAAGCUGCUUGUGGUACAGUUUUUUUUGUUUUUCGUUCAUCACCGGUGGUUGUUUAGUACCAUUGACAUUGUAGAAUUGGAAUUUCCUGGUCCUGAUGUCAUUAGGUUGCAACCAACAUGUUCGGAAGUAGGGAGUUCCUUCUUGUUGCAUCGUGUCCAGAAAGUAGCAUGAGAAGAAAAAUAUGUCGUGAAAAUUCGUCUCAGGUAUUUCAGUGGGUGAAGAAAAAUUUUCAACAAGCAGACGAGAAAAAUUUUGUUUCGACAAGAUGAGAAGGAGAACAGAAAGGAAACGAGACUGUAGAAUCAAGAUGCGGCCACGGUGUUGCGAACAUAUUCCCAUCUCAAGUUGUGGACGAACGAUUUGAUGCUAUAAAAAUCCUACCUUGUUUAUUUCUGCCUCGGCACUGGCAAAACAAGAAGGAACAUCGAUCGUACUUUUUCGCUAACUAGAGAUACGCACUCUACAGCAACUCUCCUUCUAUUUUGUCAUUUACACUAAAAUUGUUGCAAUCGUCACGCGGCGCUCGGAGAUAGCAACAGCACAGAAGAAAAGCCGGUUUCAACUUCCUCGUGGCAAAAAUUCUUGCCACGCCUGUUUUAAUGUUUUCAGCUUCCAAAAAUAAAGCGUUUCAGUUUCAGCACCUUCAUGUUUAAUUUCACUAGACGAAUUUUACUAGACAGUACAGCAGCAGCAGAGCAUUUGAUCAGUACAGGUAAUUUUAUCACGCAGCGAGCUAUUGCUACGAAGACCGACAGGUGGACGGUAGGCAGGCACAGCACUGCCUCUUCCCGAUUAUCGUGAAAAGAAUAAAGUAUUUCGCCAGCAGUUUCGGAAAAUGUUUUGUACUUAUAAAAAGCAGAUUGUAUUUUAUUAAGCAGAAGAUGAAUUUAUUAUGCGAAAGCAAGACAAAAGCCCGUGCAGAGGAGCAGACGGCACAGGCACGUCGGCGCCAAAUAGAACUUUUUCAGCCCGUUACUUCUAGCAUCCAAUUUUGACAAGCAGCAGCAGGAUUUCUCACGCGGCAGGAUCCGUUCGUUGUAACAAAAAACUUAGUCUCCUGUGGGGAACGGAAAACGAGAU
Molecule: messenger RNA, 2491 nt
Organism: Amoebophrya sp. A120
Lineage: Eukaryota; Dinophyceae; Syndiniales; Amoebophryaceae
Source: the annotation of a GenBank genome assembly